GGAAUCAAGCUUAAAGAAAAGUAUAAGUAUUCACUAUCUGUGCCUUUGACCUGUCUUUGGAUUUUUGGCCUACAAGUUAUAACUAUAAAAGGAACUAACUAACUAAACUAACGAUGCCAGGACAAUACACCAACUACAAGUACACCCGAUUGAUAAUGGCGCUGCUGCGCUCCUAUUUGAGCGUACUCUACCUAUGGGGUAUCUUGCACUUGGCUGCCAUCAUGCCGUUUCCCCAGGAGACCUGGGAGACCACAUUCUGGUCCAGGACACGCACCUUUAAAGUGGCCUACAGGACGGUUUUUAAUAAAAGUUUGCUGACGGAGGUGUACAUUUUCAUCCUGGUCCUGGUGGUGCUGUUGAAUCUGUUCGACUGCUGCCACUGCAGACUCGUUGGAGUCCGGAUUUGGGACGGUGGAGUGCGUAUGCCGCCGUUGGACCUUCGCCUGCUGGUCUUACCGAUACCCUAUAUAAUAGUGCUCGUCUAUUGCUGGGCCAUCACCACCAUCACCACGUGCCGCGGCAUAAUCUAUGUGGCUCAGAGUGCUGAGAUUGGCAAAAGUGGUAAAACAGUCUGCCUUUUGGUCAUCGGUCUGCUCGUGAAGCUCCUGACUAUGGCCAACUUCUACUCGGUUUGCAUCCGCAUCUGGACGUACUUGAAGGUCUUGGAGAUUGGCGCGAAUGAGUGGCUGAUUAACUACUACAACUUCGGCGACCACCUCAAUUUGUUCUUUCGCGUUUAAAAAGUUGUGAAUGCAUUUUAUAUUAGUAUUUUGUUAGUUUAGCGAAGAAAUU
This is a messenger RNA of Drosophila teissieri, 792 nucleotides long. RefSeq lists its product as uncharacterized. The coding region runs from base 114 to 740 and encodes 208 amino acids. The record is from RefSeq and is a predicted model, not a curated record. NCBI's taxonomy places the organism in Eukaryota, Metazoa, Arthropoda, Insecta, Diptera, Drosophilidae. The transcript has a single exon.